Messenger RNA from Pan troglodytes (chimpanzee), 4705 nucleotides. RefSeq lists its product as uncharacterized. The transcript has 3 exons. Bases 3366 to 4349 code for a protein of 327 amino acids. The record is from RefSeq and is a predicted model, not a curated record. Lineage: Eukaryota; Metazoa; Chordata; Mammalia; Primates; Hominidae.
GCUUUAAAAUUUUUUCAAACCUAAGCUUUCAUUACUACUUCACUUUUUUUUUCCCACUUCCAAAGAGCCUUGAGCUUUAUCUAUACAGAGAACAUUAGGGCUUGAUGUACAACUGGAAAAUUAUACAUCACAUCAAAGGCACUCUGCACUCCAUCCACACAGAAGUGCCACAGUAAUAAAUUAUAUUCAGGUUAGGCCAGAUAACAGCACUUUAUCAUGUAACUUUUACUGUAUUACAAAUAGGAUUAUAAUAGAAAUGCGUUAAAACCUAACACUUAUACUUAAUUUUUAAAAUUAUGCAUAAAACCCCUUUAAAGGUACAUAUCUAAAACUCAACCCAUAGGCUUGUUUUGUUUUACUUUUAAUUAUCCAUUAAAUUUUCUACACAUAAACUUUUAUCAAGAACUUCAGAGCCCUUAAUCCUAAUGAUCCAAUGAGAAAGGUUUGCUACAUAGCUAAUAAUUAUAAAUUACAGCACUUUAUUUCCUGGACAGCGUUGUGCCUUAGAAUAACCAACCACAUAUACAGAAAAUGGCAAAACUACACUCCCAGCCUAUAACCCUUCCAAUCCAUCCCAACAAACUUAGCACUGUCCAUCCCAAAUGUUAAGUCAAUCAUCCACUUUACUUUUUUUUGGGAUGGAGUCCCGCUCUGUUGCCCAGGCUGGAAUGCAGUGGCGCCACCUCGGCUAACUGCUACCUCCGCCUCCUGGGUUCAAGUGAUUUCUCCUCCCUCACCCUCCCAAGUAGCUGGGAUUACAUUACAGGUGCCUGCCACCACUCUCGGCUAAUUUUUGUAAUUUUUAGUAGAAAUGGGGUUUCGCCAUGUUGGGCAAGCUGGUCUCAGAACUCUUUACCUCAGAUGAUCCGCCCGCCUUGGCCUCCUAAUGUGCUGGGAUCACGGGCCACUGGCCGCAAUCAUCCACUUUCAGAACCUGUUGCCAGAAGUGUGGGAUAGCUGUACUGUAAUUCUAACUAAAGGAGAUAUAUAAAAUCAAGUAUCCCUAACAAAAAGAUGUUCUAAGAACAACUAACCAUUAUUCAAUUCUUUGGCUGCAAUUCAUAUUGUAAGCUAAUUAGUACUAUUUCCAAUAAUAAUGAUUUUAACAUUUUUGCCUAAGAAUAUUCUGAUUCCUGUGUUUGCUUAUACCCAAUAUCCAAAAUGUUACACAACAAGCACUACUUUCUGUCACUUCUCAGUACUUUUCACUUGACUUGAAGCAGCUAGUUUAUGUCUAUGCCAAUUUCGCUUAAUACAGAAGACUCUAAUAUUUUAAGCAGUUACAGUAUUUACAAAAUAUGUUUUUCAUUUUUUUCUCUCAUUACUAAAGUUGAUGUUAUUUCUCGUGGUAAAUUCAGAAAAACAUCAGGGAGGAAACAAUGCCAACAUCUGAGCAAACAUUUUGGGGUAUAUCUCUAUUUUCAUGUUUACAUUGUCGUUUAAAAAACAAUCAAACGACAUUAGUAGUUUUACAACAUUUUCCUUUCCAGUUAAAACUGUAUACCGUUACCAUUUUCCCAUCAUACUCUUCACCUACGAUACUGUUUUAAGUGGCUGUAUAGAUUUCCACUUUCACAACAGAAUUAGCAGAUUCCCAAAACUUGAAUAUUUUUUAAAAAAUUCUUAAUAACUGAUAUUAAAUUUAUAUACGCAAAUCUGACACACUACUUCCUUAGGAUAAAUUCCUGUACGCACAGUCUUUCCAUUUUAAGCCUAUUAUACUAUGAAGGAGUCUGAAUCAACAUCUAAGAGCUCCGAGAGUUCGACACCAGCCUGGGCCACAUUGUGAGAACACGUCUCUACAGACUAUCAAAAAAUUAGCUUGGUGUGGUGGCGCGCGCCUGUGAUCUCAGCUACCCAGGAGGCUGAGGUGGGAGGAUUACUUAAGCCUGGGAGGUCAAGGCUGCUGUGAGCCGUGAGCCACUGAUCAUACCACUGCACUCCAGUCUGGGCAACAGAGCGAUCCUGUUUCAGAGAAAAAAAAGAUCCAAGACCUCUGUAGACCACACUGACAGCACUGCUACUAUUUGCAACUGGUCACGACCUAUCUGGGCUUUAACCUUCUCUUCUAUAAAAUUAGGGAUUUGAACUACGUGAUGCUCCUAAAAUACGACACCACCGUUGCACUCCUCAGUAAAAACCAUUAACUGACUUGUAAUAUUAGCGUUUACAAACUCUAAAAGCAUUAGUAAAAAAAAUCAGUAUGUUUAAAGACUAAAACAAAUGCACAGAUCAAGGGUAGUUAAAUCCUUCCAAGUUAGUUCAAAAUGUGAUAUAAAAGCUGUACACGGCUGAAAAAUAUAUAAAGAUGAUAAAGCGAAACUUCUCUGGGUAAAGUACAAAGUAAUGUUCUAAGUAUACACUGUUAAGUGCAAAGGAAGAAAUACAAAUUUAAAGCACUUCAACACACAUCUGGCUAAAUGAUCUUUUCCAAAUCUUACAUAACCAAGAAACUUCAUGCAGUAUUUUAAUGUUGUUUAAUUUCGAGUUUGCAAAAACAUUCUAUUUAAGUGGAAAAGGCAUCAUCCAGAGCGUUUUUGCAACGAAAAUGUCAAGCCUUUCUUGAUUUUUAAAACAAUACUGUGAAAAACGUCGAUAGACUGCGUAGAUGACUGAGCCAUUAGUAAAGAAAUGUUUUUAAAGGGAAAUUUUAAACAUUUAUUAAAAUAGCCUGAAACAUCAUUUUUGUCCGCAUAAACUGUUUAGAUUUCCCUGGGAGAAAAAUGUAUUUUACCGACUAUUCAGAAAUCUUAAGCCAAGGUUUAAAACACAGAACGCAGUACCAAUACAAAAUCUCGUGACCCCUACCUACGAAAUCAACCAUUCUUCACAUUAUUCCAGCGCGCCCGAAAGACUAGCCAUUUCAGAACCACCAUAACCGUUCUAGAAAUAUCUGGCUAAAAAACUGUAACUGAUCCAAUAGGAAUAUUCCACAGAACAGGGCCACAGAGCAGGAUAAACACCUAGGGGAUAUUCAUCCACGGUAAAUGCCAAACACAGAACAUGGCACAGAGCUCGAAAUGCAAAGAACGAUGCGGCGACUACACCACGGUACUCCAAAACCCUUUGUCUGGAAACCGGAAGGUCCUACACCACACGAUCCUCUCUGGAGGAACCUGGACUAAUACUAUUUUGAUAAAGAGAAAAAGGAUGUGAGGUGACUUGACUAAACAAGUGCAAAUCACCCGCCUCGCACUGUACUGCAGGCGGCUUGUUCCACGACGCAGUACGAAAAACAAGCGUUAACGCUUCAUUUUUCGGCCAUUUUUACGCGAUGGGGGGCGGGGAGGAAUUGUUUCUGAUGUCCAGCUAACGCCGCGCGCGCGCGCGUGUAGGCCGGGAGUCUUAGGGGGCGCUCUGAGGCGAUGGGCAAGGAGCGGCGUGAAGGCCGAGACACCGGGAAAAGAAAGAAACGCUGCUCAAACAAGCAGGCUCUUCAGAGUCUGCGAAAUCCUCCAUUUUGGGGGAACAUUUUCAGAGAAAAAAAGGCGAACGGGUUAUUUGGCGCUACCCAAGGACUUAGCUAUCUUAACCAUCCUCCUCAAACGGCAAGCCCCCAGUGUACAGUCUGUCCCUCAGGCCUCGAGCGAGCUCCUCCCUCCCCCUCAGCGCCGCGGCCCGCGUGUAACGGGCUAGUCGUCCUGCCCCCGCCCACAACGAGCCCAGGACGCGCAGGAAGCUCGGCCGGUCAGCGCACCUCUUCACCCAAAAUCUCCUGCCGCACCCUGGGCCCUUGGCCGGCCGCGUGUUUCCCUCCCGGACCGCUCACCUCCGCCGCCCUAGAAGGCUGGUUGCGCCGCCACUGCGCUCCUAACAUGGCGGCCGCCGAUCAGGCGGCUCACAUACGCAACGCGGAGGGAGGCAGAGCGGGAGCGAGCAAGAAAGGCGCGCCGCCGGCUCCCCGCAGCCCCUGUCGCCGUCGUUGUCCCCUCCCGGCGGACACGGAGAACCCCCAGCCACCCGACCCCGACUCUUACCCGCUUCACGCCUACCUUAGGGAAAGGGAGAGGGAAAAGGAGAGGUACCUCUCUCCCAGCGAGCGGGACGCGGAGACUCCCACAAUCCCCCGCAGCAACGGCGCUGGCGAGAAGCGGCGGCAGCGGCUGCAGCCCAAGAACAAACCCACUCUCGCGAGAGAGCUCGCCCCCACCCCCUCGAUCUGGUUCGGCGCGCGCCAGGCACCUCCCCCUACUCAGCGCGCGCACCUCGCUCGUGCCCUCGCCUGCGGUCGUUGUUCUUUAAUCCGGGAGAUCCCUCUCCGUCAUCCAGCUGAGGCGGGAAAUGGAGGAACAGACGUGGCUUACGAGUUCGAGUCCCAUUCCCGAAAAAGCUGUUUGUCAACCUCCUGAAUAGCAUAAUACAAAGUUUAAAUAGGGUAUGCGUUAGAAGGGAUUCGCGAGAGUCCCUGGCUUAGACCAGACUUUUAUGCUCUCUGGUUGUUCUGUUUGCCAAGGAAUGGUGGAAAGCGCCAGAUAUUGGGGCCACAAAGGGAAAACGAUACCAUUUUGGCUGGUUUUUAUUUAGGACAAACAGAACCCACUGCACACUACAGCAAGAGUAGCCAAGAUGUUGACCAUCUGAAACAAGGAGCCAUUUCGGUUUUACCAACUCAGACUGAGAUUGUGGCUGAGUUUGAUAAGUGCAGACUGCUAUUCUUUCUUAAGACCUCUCCCUUUGGAGCACAUUAAAAGUGGAGAGAACUGCU